Molecule: messenger RNA, 1253 nt
Organism: Bolinopsis microptera
Lineage: Eukaryota; Metazoa; Ctenophora; Tentaculata; Lobata; Bolinopsidae
Product: centriolar and ciliogenesis-associated protein HYLS1-like
Exons: 8
Coding region: 18-695 (225 amino acids)
Biological process (GO): cilium assembly
Cellular component (GO): non-motile cilium; centriole
Source: RefSeq, a predicted model, not a curated record
UAUUACAUUUAUUGAGAAUGGCACUGUCAAGAGGUGAUGUAAGGAAACAUUUAGAAGAUCUGGGAUACUACAACGUUAGUGAGGACCUACUGGAUGUCUUUGCAAAAGAUCUGAAUCAGUUUGUUUUAAACGAAAGCUCUGCUAGCAGUAGGUGUUCGAGUGCUCCAUCUCACGAUGCAUCAGGAUUGUCAGACGUAACAAACACAAGCUCAAGAAAACGGAUUACUAAACAUCGCAACGGAAACACAAGCGUUUCGAUCCGAGAAACUCCGAGUUACAUUGAAAACUCGGCUGAUGCUACCAAAUUAAAAAACAGAGACUCAACUUUUGACAUAUCGGACUCCAUUUCUACGACAUCAUUAUCAACCGUCGAUGACAAUAAACCAUUUCCGAGGAAAGUAUGGGACGAGAACGAGAGAUUGCCUGCAUGUAUCAUUCCCCGACCUCAGACCUCACUGAAAUCAGAUCCUUUGAAGGCCUACAAGAAAUAUGAGGUUUCUUGGAAUCAGCAUAGUGUGCCAGGCCAGAAACGUCACUCAGCUCUUAGGAGUGCUAUCAAGCGUCAGAUGAUGGAAUGUGAUCUCACUCCCUUCGUUCCUCAACAGAGAGACGUCUCCGUCAACAAAUACCAGGUACCAACCAGCAAGAAAAGAGAACGGCUAAGAUGGGCAGUACGCAACCAGAUGAUGGGAUAAUAUUUACACGUGGGAUAAAUAUGUGCACGUGCGCGUGCAGCCUUAUCUUCAGUCAAGCACAAGAAUUAUUUCGCUCUCUGGAUUGUUUGUCCAUCCAAGCUGCCACAACCCUAGGUUCAUUUAAUCAGAGUUAUAUUCACGAUACAGCCUAUUAUGGCACACAGAUGAUUUGAUUGGCUUUGUUUUCUUGCUGACGGGGGUGUUAGCUGUUUAUCAUCAUGGGCCAUUAUUGAUUGAUGUUUUCCAGACUUUUAUAAGACAGUUCACACUUGUGACUAAUAUUAUUCACUGACAGCGACACAAUUUUGUACCACAUUUUUUGUAUCACUAUCAUUGAUACGUAUAUCUGCGGAUCUUUAUUGCUAUAUAAAUAUUAAUAUUACGCCAAAUAUUUACAAAAUUGAUUUGAUUGACAACAGUUCCGCUUGUAAAGUUGUAACUAAGUAAAUAAACAUUUUAUUUUAUCCGGUAAACUUUUUUUAAUUUUGUUUGUGGGAUAAAUAUGUCUACAACUUAAAAAGAGAAACAAUAUUUUUUUCAAGAAAUAAAUCCCAGUGC